Zootermopsis nevadensis is the source of this 4364-nucleotide messenger RNA. RefSeq names its product multiple C2 domain and transmembrane region protein (gene Mctp). The record is from RefSeq and is a predicted model, not a curated record. Gene Ontology annotation, cellular component: synaptic vesicle membrane. Gene Ontology annotation, biological process: regulation of neurotransmitter secretion. Gene Ontology annotation, molecular function: calcium ion binding. Lineage: Eukaryota; Metazoa; Arthropoda; Insecta; Blattodea; Termopsidae.
CACGUGGAUUCCACAUUGAUCUUAUGUACUAGGAGUAUUAUAGGCGUGCGCUUGAGGUGGUAGCAGAAUACUUUUACCUGCUCAAUGAGAAGAGUAUCUUGUUGUCAGACGCAGGAUUAGUGCAGAAUGUGUGAGUCGGUGGCUGUGUUAUGUUAUGGAAGAAGUUGUAGUAGUAUUCAAAUGGAGAGAAGAUUAAAGCGAGUGUUGUGUGAGUGUUGUUUUUUAUGGUAAACAUGGCGAACUAUGCAGGUUGAGGCGAGUGCCCUUAGGCGUGUGAAGACGAAGCUGGCUCGUCUGGGAGAUAGAUUAAGGAGAGACGAAGAACAGGAGGUUGGAGGAGAUUUACAGGUGUUGGAUAAUGAACAGCAGCCUACCAACCGUGCUGGCGUUCCCAGACAUCUACUACGGCACAUACUGUACCGAGGUGGCUCUGCAUCAACAACAGGUGCUGAAGGUGAUGGUGAUAGUUGUGAUUCCGAUACGGAACUUGACAGUAGCAACAAACCUAAUCGCCUACCUCAUUUGUCACGUAAUUCUGACACGGAAUAUCAACCAGUUUCGGGCGAGGACAAUUCAGAUGAUGAAUCUGUUUCUAAGGCAAGAACAGAAGCCUCGUCACCACAGCCUACUCAAAGAGGUCUACGAACAUGUGGAAUACGUAGACCGCUUCUACCACCGAGAGCGGCAACUUUGGCCGAAUGUCAAAGCCCACCGCCUUUGAUAGUGGACGAAGGACCAAGUUCUGCACCAGACAUUCCGUUACCUGAAGGAAGUAUUCUUGAAAAACUGGGACAGAGACUCAAGGAACGCAGUGACAAAGUUCAUAGGUAUUUCCAACGUAACACAAAAUUGUGUGAUGUAAACCGGAGACUAAAGAGUCAGAUAUGGAGUUCGGUCGUCACCAUUGUGCUUGUGGAGGGGAAAAAUCUUCUUCCUAUGGACAUUGAUGGUUUCAGUGAUCCUUAUGCCAAAUUUAGAUUGGGCAAUGAAAAGUACAAGAGUAAGGUUACAUACAAGAGUUUGAAUCCCAGCUGGCUGGAACAGUUUGAUUUGCACCUUUAUGAUGAUCAGUCUCAAGAAUUGGAAGUAACAAUUUGGGACAAAGACAGAUCCAAAGAUGAUUUUAUGGGCAGAUGCACUAUUGAUUUAUCUUGUCUGGAACGAGAGAAAACUCAUAGAAUAUGGCAAGACCUAGAAGAAGGAGCAGGCUCCAUCUUUCUGUUGCUUACCAUCAGUGGAACUACGGCAUCAGAGACAAUAUCUGAUCUGACCACUUAUGAGGAAAACCCUCGUGAACGUGAAACAUUACAGAACCGCUAUGCAUUCCUUCGUACUCUCCAAAACCUCCGGGAUGUUGGUCACCUGACUGUGAAGGUGUUCCGGGCGCAAGGGCUAGCAGCAGCCGAUCUGGGGGGCAAGUCAGAUCCGUUCUGUGUAUUGGAACUGGUGAAUGCCCGCCUUCAGACACAAACAGAAUACAAGACCCUAACACCAUCAUGGCAGAAGAUAUUCACAUUCAAUGUGAAGGACAUCAAUUCAGUUCUUGAGGUGACCGUAUAUGAUGAAGACAGGGAUCACAAAGUAGAGUUCCUUGGAAAAGUGGCUAUUCCAUUACUGCGGAUUCGUAAUGGCGAAAAGAAGUGGUACUCCCUCAAAGAUAAGAAGCUGCAUGGAAGGGCAAAAGGCAGUUGUCCACAGAUACUGCUGGAGAUGACGGUGCUCUGGAAUCCUAUUCGUGCCUCCAUCAGGACACUGAACCCAAAAGAGGAUAAAUAUAUGCAAACUGAAGUGAAAUUUAAACGACAGGUUUUUGUAAGAAAUGUAAUGAGGCUAAAAGCCAUCAUUAUGUUUUUUAUUGAGCUUGGAAAAUUUAUUCAGAGUUGCUUCGAAUGGGAAUCAACGCCUCGCAGUAUCGUAGCGUUAGUAACAUUCAUAGUUCUGUGCUACUACUUUGAGCCUUACAUGAUACCAAUAGUGAUGCUCCUCAUCUUCCUGAAGUAUUAUGUAGUUCAUGUUUUACACAAGGAUAGCAUUUCCAACAUUAUUCACCGUCUUAUUUUCAAUCUAAACUGUAGAUGGAAUGGUGGAAAGGUUUUGUCACUGACAGGUGGCUGGACCAUUCAUGAUGAAGAAGAAGAGCCUCUUGGAGAUGAAGAUGAUGAUGAGGAGGAUAAAGAUAAGGAAGAAAAGAAAAGUUUAAAGGAACGCCUUCAAGCCAUACAAGAAGUGACGCAAAGUGUUCAAAAUUCAAUUGGCUUUAUUGCAUCCCUUGGAGAAAGUAUAAAAAAUACAUUCAACUUCACCGUGCCGUACCUCAGCACUUUGGCAAUCCUCAUGCUGAUAGCUGGGGCUGUUGUGCUGUAUCUGGUGUCUGUCCGUUACCUCAUCAUGGCAUGGGGGGUGAACAAGUUUGCUCGCAAACUUAUUCGCCCACACACUGUCCCCAAUAAUGAAAUACUGGAUCUUCUCUCCAGGGUACCAGAUGAUGAAGAUUUGUUAGCCUUCAGAGAACUGAAACCUCACCCAACAACAGACGUUGAUCGAAGGCGUGACCAGAAGAAAAAACACAAAAUGUCCUAGUGAAGGGGGACAUAGUCUUUAAGAAUUGAUUUGAGGUAGCUGAAGAUCAGUUGAGAAGCUACAAGCUGUCUGCGAGGUGGUAACAGUGAAGUCUAGUGGUCGAGCACCGUGUUGCUCACAAAAGUGGUUCAACAGUCUGUCAAGGAAAAUGUUGCUUCCCUUCUAGUCAUCACGUGGAGAAAGUUCUGUUUCCUGAAUUAAACAGGUUUGACCAUUAUCUUGUAUACUUUCCAGUGGGAUAGUUGAGUCCAUGAUUUUAUAUUGUUGACAUAUGAGUAGAACCAAAGUGCAUGUUGGUAAGUUCAGAUUAAGUUACACCAGCAUUUGUUGUCUUUCUUAAAUGAGAAUGCAGAAAAGAUAUCCUGCUGUAAAAAUCAGAGUAAUGUGUUAAUAUAUGACUGCAUGAUGAUCUCUGUAUUAUAAAUAAUUAUGUCUCUUGUACAGUAAGUGGGAGGGCCAUGCUUACUGUUUUUUUGGUGGAUGACAUUGUUGAUUUCUGUACUUCCAUUUCUAUAACUUGUUAAAUAUGUACAGGAAAAACACUGUUAUCCUACUUUACUUCUUUGAGUGUAUUUUAACCUUAAAUCUGAUGUAUGUACUUAAGUCUAGCAAUGGUGCUGAGCAGUAUUUUGUAAGCUCGUUGUUUUAUAUCUUGAGUCUUCUUAUUGAUGAAAAUUAUUCUUCCUAUCUUACGGUAUUGCUGUGUUCUCUCCCCGUGGUAAAAAAUUUCAUCAUGAUUUAAAAGCAGUACAUUAUGCAUAUACAGUAUCAAGAGUUUCCCCAUAUUGAAGAUUGCUGUCUUCUGGGUUGUUGCGCCAUGUAGUCUGGUAGAUGUCCGCCAACGUUUCAGAGGGUCAUGCUGGCGCAACAACCCAGAAGACAGCAAUCUUCAGACUCACCGCUGGGAAAACCUCAAAUCUUACAUUUCCCCAUUUUAUUAAAACAUAUGACAUUUCAUAAUAUAAAAAUUCUUGUACUCAAACUUUGAUGUGCACAAUUUUGCACAAUACGCAUUCAGAGUAACAUGAAUGCGUGGCUCUGCAGUCAAACAACUGAAGCAGAAAACUGUGAACACCAUUUUCUCUUAUUGUUAAAUAUUCAGAGAAAUUUGCUAUCUGUAGUUCUUAUGUGUCUUCCUAUCUCAUCGAUGUUCACGAGAAGUCCUCAGUCAUCACUAUACAUGAAAAUCUUAACUGUGUGCGCAUGUGUGUGAAUGUUUGUGUAUGGGCAUGCACUGUCCUGAAACUCCUACAUUUGAAGUUUAUUUUUAUACAUGAAAUAUUUGUUCUAAUUUCUGUAAGUAAAUUUAAAUUUUUAGGAUAUAAGGAAGAUUAGAAGAUGGAACAGAGGCAGGCAUUUGACUCAGUGGAGGAUGAAGCAAGCAAAUCCCUUUGUAAAUUAAUUUGUCUAGGUGUCAGUAAAUUGUAACAUGGCAUAAGUUUUAAAUUUUGUGAUGGCUCAUGAUCUAUAGAAAUGAAUAUACUAUGUGUGUGGAAGGUGUUGCUUUUACCCGUUUAAGAUGAAGAUUCGCUAGCAUUUAUACAUUCAUAAAUUAGAAGAAUCUUCUCAUCACAAGGGUUUACUCAGGUACUUCUUGCAUUUAAGAUAAUUGAAGAUGAGUAGUUAGUAUAUGUUGCUCUCAAAAAUAAUUAAUGUUAUAAUUUUAAACAUUUUAUUUUGUGACAUAAAGAAAAGAGAAAGUUUAUUAUUCAUUGUACAUAGUUACGCAACAUUACAAUGGGUAUGAGUUUAAUGCUACUAUUGUAAUAAAUUAAAAUUUGAUA